AUGAAGAAAACUUCAAUGAAACUACUGAGCCAUAGUCAUGGUAACAUUCCAACCAAAAUAAUUUUAGAAGCACCGAGGAAAUCACCAAGAUUAUGUGUAGCAACGCAUAAAUCUCAGUUACACUCUAAACGGGUGUCAAAUUCGGGGAAUUGCUCCAAAAAAUUUAAGAUACCAGGAAUACAACACCAGAGUACAGAUGUCGCUUCAUUCGGUUCAAGAAGAAGCGAGGCAGAGAAGGAAGUGGUUAAUUUAUCUCAAAUAACGCAAAUGCAAGUUGACACUCAAAAGACCAGAUCUGAUUCUAGUUGCAUGGCUUCGGCUAGCACGUAUCAAGGUGAUGCAUAUGAGGAGAUGGAGUAUAUUUGUGAGAUUUACAAGAAUCUGCGGACUAUUUCAGCGUUUUACGAUUGGCAGUUUCAAUGCUUGAAUAAUGAACAUAUGAUAAAUGGGGCAAACAUGAUUAUAUCGAUGGCAACCGGUGCAGGAAAAACUCUUGUCGCAGAGAUUAUGAUGUUGCGAGAAGUAAUUGUUCGACGAAGGAGUUGCAUUUUUGUUGUACCAUAUGUUGCAAUCGCUCAGGAAAAAGUUUAUUCGUUAUCGUUUUUCGAAGACAAGUGCAAUAUCUGCGUGGAAGAAUAUGCGGCAAGCAAAGGUCGUUUACCACCAAUCAAACGUCGAAAGGGGGGAUCUAUAUAUGUCGCGACCAUUGAAAAAGCAAAUAUGUUAAUUAACAGUUUGAUAGAAGUGAAUCGCAUUGACGAAAUUGGAGUUAUAGUGGUGGAUGAAUUGCAUAUGUUAGGAGAAAAUACUCGUGGAGCAAUUAUUGAACAAGGACUAACUAAAUUUAUGCAUAAAGGUCGAACUGGUCAAAUAAUUGGUAUGUCAGCAACUCUUUCGAAUGUUGAGGAGCUUUCAAAAUUUCUCAAUGCGGCGGUAUUUUCAACGAAAUUUCGCCCUGUUGAAUUGAUUGAGAAAGUGAAGAUCGACAACUCGUUAUAUAUUGUACAACCGGAGGGGAAAUUGGAAUUCGAGAUGAAUUUAGGUGAAAAUAAAUUAAAAAAUCGUGACCCAGAUGGGCUGGUUCCUCUACUACAUGAUAUUGUACCCAAGCGAUCGGUUCUAAUUUUUUGCCCCACCAAACAAAAUUCUGAAAAUGUUUGUAAAAUGGUUUCUCAUUUGAUGCCAAGGUGUGUUCGAGAACGUAAAAAAACCGAAAAACUAGCUGCAGUAAAAGCUUUGAAAGGCGAGGAAAAUGGAAAACUUUCUUCUUUACUAGAAUUAGGCAUUAUGCGUGGUGUUGCAUAUCAUCAUAGUGGUUUAACAGCUGAUGAAAGGAAGAUUAUUGAAGACGCUUUUCAGGACGGAAUUAUCAAUAUAAUCUGCUGUACUUCUACUUUGGCAGCGGGGGUUAAUCUUCCAGCUCGACUAGUGAUAAUCAGAGCUCCAUUGAUUGGCAAGGAACCACUUCGUAAGGCGCAAUAUCUCCAAAUGAUCGGUCGUGCUGGUCGAGCAGGUUAUGAUGAUAUGGGAGAAGCAGUGACAAUUAUACAUUCUAGUUAUGAGGAAAGCAAAUUUUUAGACAUGAUCAGUAGACCUUUACCGAGAUGUAAUAGCUCACUAAAUGAACCAGCAAUGUUUUCGUUGUUCCUGCUCGAUUUGAUCUCAUUAAAGAUUACGCAACGAUUAGAAGAAUUGGAAGUUGUGGUGCAACAGACGCUAUUUGGGAUACAAAAUAGUAAUAGUGAAGAACUAUUAAGAGAAAUGUUGGAAUAUCUAACAAAACAUGAUUUAGUGAGUGUUGAUGGGGAUGGGAGAUAUUCAGUUUCAAUUUUCGGCAUGGCAGUCUUUUCGGCUUCCUUAUCACCACUGGUAGCACAGCAGAUUUGCACUUUAUUAUCAAAUAAUUUGAGCGAAGGUAUCGUACUGUCUUCACAUUUUCAUCUGUUAUUCAUGGUGAUACCGUUCGAUGUAGAUGUUGAUAUCGAUUGGAAUAUAUUUUAUGAAGAGUACAAAAUGUUGCCGAGAUCUGAGCAAACUUUACUUGCACGAUUGGGAUGGAAUGAUAAGCAACUCAUUCGAUGUUUCAUCGAUCAACCGAAAUUGAACGAAGGUGAAUCAUCGUUUCGUUUAUAUAUUUCAUUCAUGUUGCACCGAUUAUGGAAGCAGGAAACGUUUUCUGAUGUUGCGGAACGUUUUCACGUAUCUCGUGGUUGGCUUCAAAAUGUUCUGCAAGCAACUUGUUCCCAUGCAUCUUCGAUAGCACGUUUUGCAGAGAAAAUGCCGUCUUUCUGGCCGUUGAAAAAUUUAUUACCUGAUCUGAUACAGCACUUGCGAAAUUGUUCGCAACAAGAGCUAAUUCCGUUGCUUGCACUUGACGGUGUUAAAAGAGGACGAGCACAACAACUUUAUAAUGCAGGCUUCAAGACGAUUGGUUUAAUUGCUUCAGCAGACCCAUCGAUGCUGUUAUCUACCAUAGAUCAUCUUAAUAGACGGCAGGCUAACGCAAUCAUCAGAAGUGCAAAGGUUUUGUUUCGCGAUCAGCUGGCAGAGAAAGUUGAAGAACUGGAGGAGCAAAUUGGGAUUAAGGGGACCGAAAUUUUGGCGAAGUUUUUCUCAUAUUGCUGA
Molecule: messenger RNA, 2625 nt
Organism: Cercopithifilaria johnstoni
Lineage: Eukaryota; Metazoa; Nematoda; Chromadorea; Rhabditida; Onchocercidae
Source: the annotation of a GenBank genome assembly